Messenger RNA from Podarcis muralis (Common wall lizard), 669 nucleotides. Lineage: Eukaryota; Metazoa; Chordata; Lepidosauria; Squamata; Lacertidae. The record is from RefSeq and is a predicted model, not a curated record.
AUGGAUUUUCUCAUUUAUAGCAUUGAAGUGCCUGAAACAAUUGCUAUUGGGACUCGCUUGUACACCUUAGAGUGUGGAGAUAGAGAUGGAACACCUCCCAACAAUGUUCUCACCUUUACACUGGAUGAUUAUUCCAAUAAUUUUUUCACGCUAGCUGGCAAGGAAAUCAAAGUUGGUCCUCAGCACCUAAACUGUGAUUCUGAUCUGUUUGCCGCAAUGCAGUUCAAGCAUAUACUGAUGAUCCAAGUUUCUGAUGGUGGUGAGCCACCACAAACACGCACAAUUAGGGUUAUUGUGAAAGUCACCCGUACUAAUGAAAUAGAUCCUCAUACUGGCACAAAUAUAUUCCGCGUGCUUGAAAACAGCAGCAUUGGCACUGUGGUUGGAAGAGUCGCCUUUACAGACGAAGACUGGCCAUUCAAUAAUUUGAAGCACACACUUGUUGGCGAUGGUGCAGGACAUCCUCCUAAGUUUUAUAUAGAGCCAGAUACAGGUAUUGCCAAUUCUUUUAAAGGCUUCUAUGCUCAAGAAGAAUGAAUGCCACAGGAAGAAAAUUUGCCUUAGCUUUCAUCCAGCAUUUUACUGGAGUUAAGAAGAGAACAUGGUUUUAGGCAAGAUUCAGUCCUGGACCUUACUAAAGUGGUCUUGGUUCUAAACUGGUGUCUGCCA